Molecule: messenger RNA, 1718 nt
Organism: Dioscorea cayenensis subsp. rotundata (Guinea yam)
Lineage: Eukaryota; Viridiplantae; Streptophyta; Magnoliopsida; Dioscoreales; Dioscoreaceae
Product: 50S ribosomal protein HLP, mitochondrial-like
Exons: 5
Coding region: 1-717 (238 amino acids)
Biological process (GO): translation
Cellular component (GO): ribosome; mitochondrial large ribosomal subunit
Molecular function (GO): structural constituent of ribosome; large ribosomal subunit rRNA binding
Source: RefSeq, a predicted model, not a curated record
AUGGGGAUUGGGAGUUGGCUAGUAUUUUAUUUUGCGUUUUAUGUCUUUUGGCAUGUGCCCUGGCUCCAUCUUUACAACGUCUUUCCCCUCACGCUCGCCAAUCCCUACAUUCAAUAUCCCGGCCGCCGCCGCCUCUUUACCCUCCGUUGCUCUCCGCCGGCGCCGGACCGUCGGCUCUCGCCGACUACCUCUGCUUCGUUGACUGUUAAAGGCUAUACCCAAAAAUACUCCAAAGUGGGUGGUAAUUUGUUGAGGCACUUUGGGAACAACUUAUCUGGGAUUUUGGGCAAGCCUUGUGAGACCAUUGCACAGCCAAGCUGCAACACUAUUUUCUAUCAGCAACAGCAAAGAACAUUCAUACAAAUGAGGACGAAUCUGAAGGUUGUGGACAACUCUGGCGCGAAACGGGUUAUGUGCAUCCAAGCAUUGAAGGGGAGAAAGGGUGCACGACUUGGUGAUACCAUUAUCGCUUCUGUUAAAGAAGCACAACCAAAGGGUAAGGUGAAGAAAGGAGAGGUUGUUUAUGGUGUGGUUGUUCGUGCGGCCAUGCAGCGUGGUCGCUGUGAUGGCAGUGAAAUUAAGUUUGAUGAUAAUGCAGUCGUCCUCGUCAACAAGCAGGGAGAGCCUAUCGGUACUCGGGUCUUUGGUCCAGUACCCCAUGAACUGAGGGAGAAGAAACAUGUGAAGAUAUUAACAUUGGCUGAGCACAUAGCCUGAGUUAUAUCAUCUUUUUUCUUUAUUGGACGUCCUCUUUGGUCUUUCUAUGUGCUUGGCGAAUGAAUGUUGUUAACUGAAAAUUUUUUCCUGAAAGAAAAACUGAAAAUAAAAGUAGACAUUUGUUUUGCAUUUGUUAAUGUGUAUUACAACUGUCAUUUGAUUACUGAUUUUGCAAUGUGUAAAAUCACACUAUGAAAAGCAGUAAAUUAAAAAAAAAAAAAGCAGUAAAUUUUGAUUGGUGCGUGGAUCUAUGUUAUCUUAUAAUGCAACUGAAUGCUGAUUAUUUAAUUAAAAAAAUAAACGAAAAUAAAAUAAAUCUCAUUUCCAUGGAUGUCACUUGUGAGCAUUUGAUGAUGCCUAAAUGGGUGUGAUCAUUAGUAAUAUAUAUAUAGACACAUAUAUAUUAUUAUAUGCUAAAAACAAUAUAUCCGUAUCUUAUUUAACACUUAAUAAUUUGAAGAACGCGCAUUGGACACACUUUUCCUGAUGGAAAAAAUAAUGAUAAAAGUGAUCCACAUAACACCACAGAUGGACAAAACUAGUGUCUAUUAUCUGUAUUACAUGUAAACCAUAAUUUCAAGCCAAGUUCUUCCAAAAGACCAGAACGAUACAAUCCACGAAGCAACAUACGAGUUCGCCGUGGUCACAAUAAAGUUAAGAAAAAUAGAUCGAGAUUUUCACCAGCAGACAGCAAAAACUUUUAGAAUACUAAGUUACAAAGGUUAAUACUGCAUAUCUGAAACUUAGCACAGCAAACAAAGCAAAUAUCAUUGCAUUAGUCUUGCUCGUUAGCCAGAACUAUUGGACUUGAAAAUGGGUGUUGUUCCAUCAUGACGUAUUCAUCGCAUCUGCGUGAUAUGAAUCCAAUUCUUUGUCCAAUUGAGCUGCUGAUUUCUCGACGGGUUGCUUUCUCUCAAGGCCUCGGCCAAAGCCACGUCCACCACGGCCACGCCAACUCCCAUUCCCACGGCCCCUGCCUCGGUAUGCUCCACGGCUCCACC